UCCAGCUGGUGCGGGGGAGAGUCACGCCACGUUACACUGCCACAACCUUCUUUAACCUCUGAAUACUUCACCAUUCUAGAGCCGGGAGAAGUAGUGAGGUGUACAAAAUAAUGGCAUCAAGGUCCGGGCACGUGGUGAGGUGGCUAUCAAAGCAGAUUUAUAAUACAUCAUGGGGUUGUGCAAGCAACGUGAGGCUGUAUUACACUUACUCUCACGAGCCGUUUCAUCCACUGAAACGGGCACCUGCAUGGAAGACAGCCGAGGAAGCCGUGUCUGUCAUUAAGUCUGGAGAUGUUGUAUUCGUGCAUGGAGCAGCUGCCACUCCCAUCAAGCUGGUGGAAGCAAUGACGAGACAUGGCAAAGCUAACCAGCUAGAAGAUGUCACUGUCUGUCAUAUUCACACUGAGGGCCCAGCGCUGUACACUCAGCCAGACUGUGAAGGCAUCUUUAGGAGCAACUCCUUUUUCAUAGGCUCUAAUUGCCGCCAGGCUGUGAAUGAUGGUCGAGGGGACUUCGUGCCUAUAUUCCUCUCGGAGAUUCCACUGUUGUUCCAUCGAAAAAUCAUUGCUAUUGAUGUUGCGCUUGUACAGGUGUCACCCCCAGAUAAACAUGGCUUUUGUUCUCUGGGUACAAGUGUGGACUGUGCACGAGCUGCUGUGCAACAUGCUAAACACAUCAUUGGACAGGUGAAUCCUUGUAUGCCUCGCACAUUUGGUGAUGGUGUGAUCCACAAGAGUCACUUCGAUGCCAUGGUGGAUGGUAUAGAAAACUUGCCAGAGCAUGAACCCAAAGAAAGAUCAGAUGUCGAGAAUGAGAUAGGACGACUCAUAGCAGAGGAACUGGUGGAGAAUGGUGCCACUUUGCAAAUGGGUAUAGGCAACAUUCCUGAUGCAGUUUUGUCUUCGCUUAAGGGUCACAAAGACCUUGGUAUACACUCUGAGAUGUUCAGUGAUGGCGUGGUUGACCUUGUCGAGGAUGGCUGUAUCACCAACACACACAAGAAAUACCAUCCAGGAAAAAUUGUUGGUAGUUUCAUAGUGGGAACACGUAGAGUGUUUGAUUUUGUUGACAACAAUCCAUUUGUUGUAAUGUGUGAUGUGUCAUUUGUUAACAACAUUCCCAUCAUUGCCCAAAACCCAAAAGUGACAGCAAUCAACUCGUGCAUUGAAGUGGACCUGACUGGGCAGGUUGUGUCAGAUUCCAUUGGCACAAUGAUGUAUUCAGGUGUUGGUGGACAGGUGGAUUUCAUUAGAGGGGCAGCAGUGAGCAGAGAUGGACUGGGAAAACCCAUCCUGGCUAUGCCUUCUGUCACCUCUAGGGGCGAGUCUAAGAUUGUACCAUUCCUCAGGCAAGGAGGAGGUGUGGUGACGACACGAGCUCAUAUACACUACUUGGUCACAGAAUUUGGCAUUGCUUAUUUAUUUGGUAAGAACUUGCGUCAGAGGGCUUAUGAGCUCAUCAAGAUAGCUCACCCUAAUCAUCGAGAAGCACUGGAGAAGGCAGCGUUUGAGCGCCUUCAUUGCAUACCAUCUCAGUAAAUAUGAUUAAAUGGUUCCAAGUUGAAGAUUGCACAUGGAGAUGAGAGCUGCUCAAGAACUUUGUAUAAGAAAAUAUGUCAUUAGGGAGCAAUGUGAGUUACUCAUAUACCAAAGAAUAAUGAUAGCAAAGCCUAUAUUUUUAUGUUGUACAGUCGAACCUUAAUUGAUACGUGUUUAUCACUGCAGUUUUGUCAGUACAGUAACAAAAGAUACAUUCAUUGUGGUCAAGACUGAAAUAGGUAGAUUCAAAAUGUGCCAAUUCAUUACCCCUCUCUCGGUUAUGGCAACUUAUGUUCUUGCAAGAAUAUAAUUUAGAAUGUGGGUUCUGUAUUACCAUGAAGUGGUAGGCCUCUUUUUAGUCUGGCAGAGAUAUGCAUAAUUUCAGAAGGGCCAUGCAUUUUGUGAUAAAAGCAUAAAACUGUAAGUGUUUUAUGGACCAUUAGGUGUGAGAAUAUUGGAACCACUCUGGUUUUCAAUCUGUGUAUGCGUGGUAACCAUUAUUUUUUUUUUUUUAAUGUUGGCUGCACGCAACUCCAAGUUGAUGACACUAUGCCAGUCAUGAUGAUAACGAAUAAAACAAUAAUAAUGAUGAUACUACUAGUGCAGGAAACUCCAGUACCGCUAUUUCUUAGUAUUCAAAGGCAUUAAUCACUAUCCGCAGCAAGUUCAAAUUAUUAGUGUCCUAUGACCGUGUCCCUGGCAUUUCAUCUGAUUUUGGUAACGAAGCAAUUCAGGUUUUUAAAACUCAGGGCAAUGUGUCCACCAUCAUUGAAAUUGGGUGUUUUCACAAUUUAACCCAUGGACAGUAUAGAUUACAAUCUUGGUUUGACAGCAUCCUAAAAUAUGUUUCACCGCAUUGCUACAUCCAUUUUUCAACACUCCUACAGUGACUAUUUUUCACAUACAGUAAUUUGAAUAUCGUGAACAAUUGUUUAUGUAUAUCUGAAGUUAUCUAUUACUUUUGACUUCAGGUUACUCUUAUUUCACUUUUAUUAUUUCUGUUUUAUUGAUAAUUCCACUGAUAUCACAUAUGAAGUUAACAGGAGAAAAAUAUGUAUAUAAAAAAAUGCAAUAUACAUACAGUAUUUUGCUUGACACAUGGUAGGCAACAAGUAAACAGCUACCUGGAGGUGUUCCGGGAGGGGGAGGGGUCAGUGCCCCUGCAGCCCGGCCCAUGACCAGGCCACGUGGUGGAUCAGGGCCUAAUCAACCAGGCUGUUACUGCUGGCCACACGUAAACCAACAUACUAUCAGGUACUGACUUUAGGUGCCUGUCCAGCUCUGUCUUGAAGACAGCCAGGAGGUCUGUUGGUAACCCCACUUAGGUAAGCUCUCCUGGAGCACUGUUGUACAUCAGUGUUACCAAAAUAUGUAUAAUCCCUGGCUUAUUUGGCAUGUUUUCUUCGACCAAAUGGCAUAUGACAGCCAUCUUCAAAAAUUGCUGUCACAGCUGAAUGGGUUGAGAAAUUGGUUUCACUUAUUCAAAUCUUACAAACUAAAAAAUACAUCCACUCAGUAUCAUGUUGUUAUCAUAAAGUGCACGAUUGUUUUGUAUAUCUACUGGACUGUUAGCUUGCAUUAUAAUCUCUAGAGGAGAUGAAAUGAGUUAACGUGAGUUUCUCACUUUUUAGUUCAAGGCAGACCAGGAAUAAUCUUUGUAGGCCCUGGACACUAAUAGUUAUAGGCUCCUGGCUUAGAUUUGUAGGUAAAUAUUUCCAUUGUAAACAGUGUAGGGACCUGUUGAAGUUUUGCAGUUAAAUGACUCGAGUCGGCUGAUAAACAUUUGUCAGCCAUAUUGGAUGUGACUCUUCAAGCUUAUAUUGUUAAGCUGUGAGAUAAACCCAUGAUUUACAUUAUUGCCUGGUGAACAAUGUCUAUCCUGACAUUGCACAAUGUUUGAAAGCCUAAAAAAUGCCUUGAUGCAUACCAGUAUAUACUGAAUUUUGUUUGGGGGUAGGCGAUAUAUUCACUUAACCUAGAAUAGUCCUAUUGAACACUGACUAAUUAUUUUUUCCACAAUAUCCCGGUCAUAGGUUCUUGACCCGAGGAACUGGAGCUUCCCUCUCUUGCAUUGGAUAAAAUAUGAUUACUUGCCAUUCCCUGGAUAAUGUAUUAUCCCUAUGGCUUUAGUGCUUCCUCAAAUGUAAUAUUAUUACUAUUACAGUAUAAUGUAUUACAAAAUAAACAUUAAACCCGUAAGUUGUACAGUGCUGUCACAUUUUAACGCCAGUUCCUCAUCAAGGUAGGGUAACUCAAGAAAGGAAACAAAUUCACUGUCAGGAGAAUGGUAGGUAAGAUUUAAGAUAAAAUAAGAUUUGUUUGGAUUUUUAACUCGGAAGAUUAGCCCUCCAGGAUAACCCAGUUAAUUCAGUGCGUCAUUGUCAUCGGGGACUUCUUAUUUCUAUUGGGGCCCUUUAAUCUUGUUCCUCAGGAUGCAACUCACAACAGUUGACUAACACCCAGGUACCUGCUUAUUGUUAGGUGAACAGGGAUAGCAGGUGUAAGGAAACAUUGCCAACAUUUCCAACCGUGCUGAGGGUCGAACCACGGACACUUGGUAUGGGACCUGAGUGAGCUAUCAACUAAAUCAUGGUGUGAUUUGAUAAAAAGGUAGGCUAGUGCCAAAUCCUUGGCUCAAGAACUCUUCCCCAGCAUCAAUACACAAGCAUCAAUACACCACCACCCUUGUCGACUCCUUGUCUCUCUGCCUCACGGCAGAAAUUCUUAAUUUUUUCCUUGCAAAAUCCUGUGGGAACCUUUGUAAAAUGUUAGAUUUAACUUUUCUCAUCCUACCGAUUAAUAUAUCCAACAUCAUAAGCAAUAAUUAUCGUAGAGCCUUAGAAAUGUGAGAGCACUCUCACAUUUAUGUUCUGGUUUCUUUCCAAUUCCCUAGGUGCUGUAUGACCCCUAUGUAGAGUUUGUUGCUUCACUAUGAUUGUAAUAAUUAAUUAUUCUCUUUUUUUUUUUUACCUUGUCAUUACUACAAUUAUAUGGUAAUUCAGGAGAAGGCAAAUUGUUUGAUGAUUCAAAGGAAACACACUAAUUAAUACACUGUUAAAAAAUAUAUCUUACAUUUUACCAUCUAGGAGCGUAACCUAUAUUUUUCAGUCUUUAUCAGUUUAGUCACUUUUUUUUAAUCCAAUCACUAUUUUUUUAAUUCCUGCUAAUACCUCCAGGAACAACUACUGUGUUAAUUAAGGUUCAACUGUUUAUGGAGUUGUAUGAUUAAUGUCAAUAAAAAUUAACUUACAAAGGCCAAGCAAAAAGCCAUAGGAAUACAGUAUGUAUAUGUUAUUUUAUUAUAUUAAUCAUAAGUCUAAAUAUUUUUGCAGCUCUCAUUUUUAAGGCAUUAUAAAUGCCAGUAAAUAUAGAACAUAUUUUUAUUUUUAAAAUACUGUAUAUUUUUACGAAUCUGCAAAUCUUAAAAUGAAUACUGUUUGUAACGUUGAUGAUGAGUGCUUUUGGAAUGUAUUUGGUAUAUGAAUGUUUUAAUUGAUAUUUGAAAAUUGAAGAAUUACUUUUAGUAAACUUGGCUCAUUUAUAACUUAUAAGAGCCUGUGAUAGUAUAGUUUUAGUUACAACUGAAUACAAGGUCAAAAUGGAGAGUACAUGAGGCAUCCUCAUAAUUAACCUAUCAAAUUAUCAUACCAUAUUGUCUAACAAGUUAAAUAUUGGGUGCAUUAGGAAAAUUAAUUCUAAAUAAAUAAAUAUACUUUCAGAAUGCUAGGGUAAUGAUAGAUUUGUAUGUUGUUUUUUGCCCUAUAUUUGAGGGAAAAUAAUUUUUUAUGUCAGCCUACAUUUCAUAUAUACUGUAUAAAUGUCAUAUUUUCACAUUAUGCUUUAUGUUUAUUCAGGUCAAAAGUGUACAUAAAAGGUAAAUAAAAACAACUUAGGAAGUACAGGUAAUGGUAAAUUAGAUAGUUAAUUUACCUUUUGAGGUAAAGUUAAGGAGAUAUGACAGGGAUAUGACAGAUAUGGAAAAGGUCCUUUGUGAUUAUUAUAAAAUAGAUCAUUAAAAUAACCAAAACAGAUACAGGUUAUCAAAAGAAAUUCAGAAUUCAUAUUGAAGGGGGAAAAAUAGCUUUAUAUUUGCAGUUUACCCAAAUACUUUUGAAAAUAAUUCUGUUUUGAGCAAAUAAGCAAAACAUUAAUGUAAUGUGAUAUAUCAUUUAUAUUAAAAUGCUUGCAGUCACCAGUUAUACAAUUAAUUUUGCUGGUAAGCUUUCUUUAUCUGACUGAUAGUACGUUUGGUUCAUUUUUCACGCUGUUAAAGUUCUUAUAUGGGACUUUUUGACUUCAUUAUAUACCAGUAGAGUAGCAACAGAGUGAAACUCUGGUCUUCCAGGUGGUAGGGUGUAUAUUAGCUUUUAUCUUGGUGGGGAAGGUCAUCUUCAUUUCUGCUUGUGCAUUCAGUUGUAUCUAUAAAUGUUGCUAGGGUUUGUAAAUCUACAAAACUGGUGGUGAUGGUUGUAUUUCCUGUCACUAUAAAUAUGAAAAUUUAUUUUGACAAUGAUCUUAGCCAUAUAAUAACCCAAUAGAGAUUUUAGCCACCUGGUAAAAUAUAAAUACAGCACCACAUUAAAAGAUCUAGGGCAGGUCCUUCACUCAUAGGAAACAAUGAGCAGCACAGUGCACUCUCCAAGAAUGUACAGAACUGGAAGUUGUUUUGGGAUUCUCUUAUAACAUAAUAGGUUAACUUGGAAAUUUUUCAUUAAAGCAUAGGUAGUUAAUAUUUUUUUCUCAAAACCCCAGAGUUAAUGGGUUUUAAUAUUAUUAUUUGUAUCAUUUGAUACAUGGCAUUACAUGAAUAUCUUUAACUCAGCAUCUGAAUACUUCCAGAGGUCUUCCUAUUUAAGGCUUUAAUGCUUUCUGUGGUUAUAAAUCUUAAUAAAAAUGAUGUUAAUGUUAAUAUAUUAAAGUGCUUCAAUCAGAAGAUUUGAUGAAUGGUUUUGAAAACCGACAAGUUGAAGAAUUGAGACACUUAUGCAGCACAUGGGAAUCUUUAUUGAAGAAACGUUUUGCCACACAGUGGCUUCAUCAGCCCAAUACAAAGUAGAAAUGGGUAAGGUUGAGGAACUGAUUACCUCAAACUUCUCCUUACCCAUUUCUACUUUGUAUUGGACUAAUGAAGCCACUGUGUGGCGAAAUGUUUCUUCAAUAAAGAUUCCCAUGUGUUGCAUAAGUGUCUUAAUUCUUCAAUCAGAAGAUUAUUCGUGUUUACACACAGUUUUAUAUCUAUACACACACACACACACACACACACAAUAUGGAAAAAGUGAAUAUGUUCAGAAUUUAGGAGUAGACUUGUCGGCAGAUGAGUUUAUGAAGGACUAGGUAAACCAUAGAAUUGAUGAAGGAAAAGAAAGUGGGUGGUGCAUUUAGGUAUCUGUGGAGACAAAGAAUGUUAUCCAUGGAGACAGAAGGGAAUUUAUGAGAGGAUAGUGGUACCAACACUUUUAAAUGGAUGUAAAGCAUGGGUUGUGAAUGUAACAGUGAGAAGGAGGCUAGAGGCAGUGGAGAUAUCAUGUCAAUGGGCAAUGUGUGGCAUAAAUAUUAUGCAGAGAAUUCGUAGUACAGAAAUUAGGAGGUGUGGAGUUACUAAAAGUAUUUUAGAGGGCUGAGGAGGGGUUGUCGAGGUGGUUUGGUCAUUUAGGGAAGAUAGAGCAAACUAGGAUGACUUGGAGAGUGUAUAAAUCUAGUGAGUGGAGGAGGCAUAGGGGUCAUCCUAGUAAGGGAUGGAGGGAGGGGGUAAAAGGUUUUGUGUGCAAGAGGCUUGGACAUACAGCAAACAUAUUUGAGUGUGUUAGAUAAGAAUGGAGACAAAUUGUUUUGGGAUUUGAUGAGCUGUUGGAGUGUGAGCAGGGUAAUAUUUUGUGAAGGGAUUCAGGGAAACUGGUUAGCUGGACUUGAAACCUGGAGGUAGGAAGUACAAUGCCUGCACUUUAAAGAAGGAGUCUGAGAUAUUUGCUGUUUACCUGGAGCUUACCUGGAGAGAGUUCCAGGGGUCAACGCCCCUGCAGCCCGGUCUGUGACCAGGCCUCAUGGUGGAACAGGGCCUGAUCAACCAGGCUGUUACUGCUGGCUGCACGCAAUCCAAUGUACAAGCCACAGCCCGGCUGGUCAGGUACCGACUUUAGGUGCCUGUUCAGUGCCUGCUUGAAGACAGCCAGGGGUCUAUUGGUAGUCCCCCUUAUGUAUGCUGGGAGGCAGUUGAACAGUCUUGGACCCCUGACACUUAUUGUGUUGUCUUUUCUCAUUCUAGUGGCGCCCCUGCUUUUCAUUGGGGGAUGUUGCAUCGUCUGGCCUGAAACUGAACUGGCAGGGUUGAGAAUAUUCUGUGUAGAAAUCACUGCAUAUAUUCGUUUAUGUAUUAACUUUCAAAAAUUUUAGACAGUAAUAGUAAAUUAGAUAUUGGCAGACGAUGCAACAUCCCCCCAACGAAAAUAUUGGCAGACGAUGCAACAUCCCCCCAAUGAAAAGCAGGGGUGUCACUAGCACGUUAAGAGACAAUACAAUAAGUGUCGGGCCUGAGACUGUUCAACUGCCUCCCAGCAUACAUAAAGGGGAUUACCAAUAGACCCCUGGCAGUCUUCAAGCUGGCACUGGACAAGCACCUAAAGUCGGUACCUGACCAGCCGGGUUGUGGCUCGUACGUUGGAUUGCAUGCAGCCAGCAGUAACAGCCUGGCUGAUCAGGCUCUGAUCCACCAGGAGGCCUGGUCACAGACCUGGCUGCGGGGGCGUUGACCCCCGGAACUCUCUCCAGGUAAACUCCAGGUAAACUCCAGGUAAUAACUGUUAAUUUCAGUAAGGUAUCCUUUUUUUAUGGACUGGGCUAACACAAGGUAACUUAAGGAUCUUGGGGAAAGUUUUAGUUUCAAGAAAUUUAUUAAACAAGGCUAUAUAUGAAUGAUAGUAUAUUUGCUUUAUUACCUCCUCUGUUAUUAGUGCAUUUAUUGUUGAUGUUACUUCAGUAAAUUUUGUUGGGGGCAGGUAUUAUUUUAUUAUUAUUAU
This is a messenger RNA of Cherax quadricarinatus, 8551 nucleotides long. RefSeq names its product 4-hydroxybutyrate coenzyme A transferase. Gene Ontology annotation, biological process: acetate metabolic process. NCBI's taxonomy places the organism in Eukaryota, Metazoa, Arthropoda, Malacostraca, Decapoda, Parastacidae. The record is from RefSeq and is a predicted model, not a curated record. Gene Ontology annotation, molecular function: acetate CoA-transferase activity. Gene Ontology annotation, cellular component: mitochondrion.